AUGAACGACACAGUUCCCAACUACACCAAUGCUCUCAACAUUUUAGCUUCUUUGAUAAUUUGUGUGAUUGGGAUAUUUGGAGUAUUCACGAAUCAGUUAAUCGUUUAUUUAUUCUUCUAUUCUCCGUCGCAGAAAACAUCUUUCAACUUAAUAUGUCUCUUUCGGGCAACUGGUAACACAAUAAUAUUAUCAUGGGCUUUCUUGGCCACAUUUUUGCCGACCAUACUUUUAGGAAAAUCUCCAUACAUCCCAUUGUAUGACACGCUUGUUAUUGGAUUGUCAAAUAGUUUGUAUUCUGGAAUUCAGAAUACUGGACUUUAUAUAGCAUUGAAUCGAUUUUGUGUAAUGUUUUUUCCAAUACACUAUCACACAAUGUUCGGAUUCAAAGUAACAUUAUUCGUAACCUCAUACAUAUUUAUUCAUCGAGCAUUCAUGUCAAUUCUUAGGCUUCUUAUAGUCUCAUGUGGUUUCCAAGUACAAAACCACUAUGCCAAGAAACUUACAAAGAAGUUUAUUUUUCAACAGCAUUUUUACUAGUCUUGGUUUUAUUAAAUUGUGCCACUUUUACAAAGAUUGCAUUUUUCUACAAAUCAAGUGGUAUUGAAGCUUCGAUGCAAAAACGGAAACGAAAAAAUAAUAUGAAAUUAUUUUGGCAAACUUUAAUUCAGGAUAGCAUAACUUUUAUAGACAUGAUUUUCACAUUCAAAUUAAGUUUAUUGAGUGACUCUAGAAUGUGGACAUUUUUAUGUGGAACAGUGAUUUGGGAGAGUGUUCAUUCACUUGAUGGGUUAAUCAUGGUUUUGUUCAAUGAGAGACUGACUUUCUUGAAACGGAAUCUACUCCCACCUUCUGAAAAUCCAUCAAUUUUAUCUCAUGAGCGGACAACAGGUCAAAUUAUUCCUAUGCGCUCUUCUAUUGUUUUUUAAAG
Molecule: messenger RNA, 928 nt
Organism: Caenorhabditis elegans
Lineage: Eukaryota; Metazoa; Nematoda; Chromadorea; Rhabditida; Rhabditidae
Source: the annotation of a RefSeq genome assembly